This is a messenger RNA of Staurois parvus, 342 nucleotides long. The record is from the annotation of a GenBank genome assembly. NCBI's taxonomy places the organism in Eukaryota, Metazoa, Chordata, Amphibia, Anura, Ranidae.
GACUGCGGACACAGUACAGGAGAUGACCAGAGACUGCGGACAGCACAGGGAUGACCAGAGACUGGGGACACAGCACAGGGAUGACCAGAGACUGCGGACAGCACAGGGAUGACUGCUGACCUUUGGGGAGGGAGGGGGAUCGGGUACCUGAAUUUGACAGGUACCCGCUCUUACUUCCGCAGUUUUUUUUUUUUUUUUAUCUUACCUGUUCCUCGAUCCAGCCGCGCGGUGUCUUCCCGGCUUCUGUAGUGUGGGCGCUCGUCGGACAGCCGGAUGCCCAGUGCGCAUGCGCGAGAAGCGCUGCGCUUUGUGAUUGGUCCGGCGGCUUCUGGGAUCUGUCAU